UUGAUGAGUCCACGUCAUUGUCACACGUAAAGAGAUAAAAUGCAAGUAUACAAAUUAUUAUAAAAGGCACUGAUGCUGCUGAAGUCGCUACAACUGUUGUAUACAAUUAUUAUCUCUCAUCUGCUGAGCAGUAUUUUGAUUUAAAACAUGAAUGCUUGGAAUACUUCUAACGCAAGCUGGGGAGGCAAUGUUUACGCCUCGUAUGCUGAGCGUCAGUUUCUCUCCGCAGCGACUUUCGUCGCUUCUUUCGUCGGUCUCCUGGGAAACCUGGCGGUCAUUUGUGCCAUUCUGACCGUCAAGAAACUGCAGACUACAACCAAUGUCUUCGUCUUCAAUCUCGCUGUGGCCGAUGUGCUCACCUGCACAGUGGCUCCCCUACAAGCCUUGACCAGCUUGAACGAUGAGCUGGUCUUCCCGUUAUGGGUGUGCAAACUCGUUGCGUUUGGUCUCCUCACCUGCAUCGGCUGCAGCAUCAACUGUCUCGUCUGCAUCGCAGUCAACCGUCUUAUUGGCAUCACGACCGCAGCACACAGCGUGUAUCGUAAGCUCCUCACCCCUUGUAAACUCUCCUUUGCACUUAUCCUGACUUGGUUCCCUCCUUUGGUUGUGGCAAUCAUCCCGCUUUUGUCUGAUUACGCAAAAUCCGGUUACGAUCCAAUUUUUUACUCAUGUGCUUGGCAAUCCAGCCGAUCAUACACAUUCACCUACGCCAUGCUGAUUGCUGUUGUGUUUUUCCCAAUCCAAUUCCUCGUCCUCUUCGUCAGUUAUCUAAAAAUCUUUCUCUACGUGAGGAAGACGUCUCGAUCCACGCUCGGACAUGACGGCACCGCUACCACCAACCUGGCACUCCAGAGGCAACUAUGGGAGCGCCAAGUGGCAGUCACCAAAAACCUCUUUCUAGUGGUGUGCGUCUUCCUGCUGUGUCUGAGUCCGUACUUCCUGAUUUUGGCAUUGGUCAAAACUGCAAGUAGCGCCCUCUCCUAUGCGUCCACGAUCCUCGUGGCUAACAGUUCCGUCAAUCCGAUCAUCUACGCAACGAGACAUCCGGACUUUCGCACGGCUUUCGCGGGAAUGGUGCACUGCGGUAGGAAGAGGCGAUCAUCUCAGCCUGUUGUGGCACCUCCUGGCCGAGUCUGUCCCAAAACGAAAACUAAUACUGAUGACAUUGAACUUCAACCCCCCGCAUAAACCUCUAUCAACCUUAUGACAUGCCCCGGCCGGUAGUAUCCGAUUAAUGCGAGUUGGGCUACAUAAGAUCGUCUCUGCUCCAGGGACACCAGCAACCUAUUACUUCAUGUACUUGAACAUCCUUGUACUUUCUUGUGGUUAUCCAGAUCAGCUCGUCACGAUGAUUUCUGCUACACCUGCAUCUUUGCUUU
Molecule: messenger RNA, 1379 nt
Organism: Patiria miniata (bat star)
Lineage: Eukaryota; Metazoa; Echinodermata; Asteroidea; Valvatida; Asterinidae
Product: melanopsin-B-like
Exons: 1
Coding region: 148-1188 (346 amino acids)
Biological process (GO): G protein-coupled receptor signaling pathway
Cellular component (GO): membrane
Molecular function (GO): G protein-coupled receptor activity
Source: RefSeq, a predicted model, not a curated record